AUGUUUUAUUGUUUCUUUUUUCUUUCUUUCUUUAUUUUAGUUUUUUUAAAAAUUUUUUAUUUUUUUUCUUUUCUUUCUUUCUUUCUUUCAUUUUUUUUUAAAUUUUUCUUAUCUAAGAAAACUUUUUCUUUUCUUUUUUCUUUUUUACAAUUGGAAAAAUUCAUUACCCCUUUAUUACAUACUUUGAAAUUUCUUUUUUUACCAUCUUUAUUUUUAAUUAUAUUAUUUUUUUCUCCUUUUUCUUUACAGUUUAAUUUUUCUUAUUUAUUCUUUUUAUUUUUUAUCUUUCUUUCAAUAAAAUUUUCUUUGCUAAUAUUGCUUUAUUUUCUUUUUUUAAAUUUUUCAUAUACUAUGCAUUCUUUAUUUGGUUCUUAUUCUUUCUUUGUAAAAUUUCUUUUUUGCUUAUGCAUUACUAAAUUUCCAUUUUGUUCCUUUUUCUUUUCUUUUUUUUUUUUUUCUUUGAUUACUGUCCAUCUUCAUAAAUAUUCAACUUUAUUCUGCAUUUCUAUUAAUUUUCUUUCAUUAAAUGCUUUUUUCAUUUCUUUCUUUCUUUUCUUUCCAUGCCUUAUCUUUCUUUAUUUGAUAAUUUUUGUUCUUUUUUUUUUUUUUUCCGGUUUCGUCUUUCAUUUUUGA
Molecule: messenger RNA, 633 nt
Organism: Acanthosepion pharaonis
Lineage: Eukaryota; Metazoa; Mollusca; Cephalopoda; Sepiida; Sepiidae
Source: the annotation of a GenBank genome assembly